Messenger RNA from Fonsecaea erecta, 2433 nucleotides. RefSeq lists its product as hypothetical. NCBI's taxonomy places the organism in Eukaryota, Fungi, Ascomycota, Eurotiomycetes, Chaetothyriales, Herpotrichiellaceae. The record is from RefSeq and is a predicted model, not a curated record. The transcript has a single exon. Bases 1 to 2433 code for a protein of 810 amino acids.
AUGGAUGAUAGCGGUCCUCUUUACAAUGUGCGCAUGAAGCGCGGCCAAGGGUACAACUCCUACAUUCAAGAAGUGCGAAUCGAUAAUGCCGUCUCCAUCACCAAGGUCAAAAAAGCUGCACGCACAAGUGCCUCCAUCAGCGAAGCCGACACCAUCACUCCAGAGCACACGAGGAGUGAUUCGGUAUCGACUGCAGUCCCUCCGCCAGGACCAGCGCCAGUGCCAAAGCCGGGUCUGGAAAUGAACGAUAUCCUCGCGGCCCUGACGGAAAGCUUGAAGAAAACCAGCGUCGAAACUCCUCAGCAGCCGAAACUGCCAUAUCUGCUCAAGCUGGACCCCAAUGCUCGGCACAACCAGACCGUGACCUUUUCUUCAAAACAAGUCAAGAGCAUUGUUGAAAUGAACAAUGCCAUGGGAUUCAACGCUUCAGCUGCAAUCAAAGCCACUAGUUUAGGUCCCGGUGCUGAGGCUCGAAGCAGCCUUGCGACCCGUGACGAUCUCAAUACCAACGAUGUCAAUUUCCUGGUCCACGUCAAGGUCGUCAACGAGGCCGAUGACCGCAAAGAGGAUUGGUCGUUCAACGAAGUGCCUGGUCUGAACGAAAUCCUCAGCGACGACAAGGAGCCGGACGAGGCGAAACGCCAGCAUUUCCGCAGUGUCGAAUUCACCCGCAUUUACGGUGAUUGUUUCAUAUCCGAUUUUGUCGAGGGGGGUGAAAUCUACGCCUGGGUCGGUAUCAAGUCGCAGGACCGCAAGAAUUCCAGACAAUUAGCUGUCCAUGCUUCGGCGCAGUUAACACCAAUGGGUCUCCCGGUGCAAGCGUCGGGUGAAAUGGACGCCUCGCAGGAACGCAAUCGGCUCUUUUCCCAAGCGACGACUUCCAUUCGGAUCCAAUGGCGCGGUGGCGGCCAGAUCAAGAAUCACGACUUCCCCUGGGGCAUGGACAGCUUGAUCCUGAUCGCCAAUGCUUUCCCGUCGAUGGUGGCAGCGAGGCCGGCCAAGAUUCGGGCAGUCUUGACCCCGUACACCGCUCUUAAAAGCUUCCACGACCACAGGCUUUCGAAUCCGCGAAUCCCUCUCCCAUUGACGUACGACCACUGUGCCAUCUAUACCAGCACGCUGUAUGAAGACUUCAUGGCGUUCCAGGACCUGUGCGAGAAGCUGAACGCCAUGAUCAAGGAUCCACAGGACUACCGGAACCGGGACGAUGACAAAACCAUGAUUAACAGCCAGAAGGCCGCUUUUCAGAACGGUGAUGCUCCUCCGCCGGCGAGACGGAGUACCAUGGCUUCUGUGGCUUUGGACGAAGACGACCCAACUUCAGACACCUGGACGGACAAGAAGUUUCGGGCGCUGAUGAACCUCGACGUCAUUCUCAAAGAUACAACCCCCAAGCUCACCAACAUGGACCCUGAUCCGCAGAAACUCAGCAUGAUGCGACUUCUCUGUCGCUCGUCAAUGAUCUAUAUCCAGGAACAAGCGGCUGGACUGGUCGUCGACCCACAGAGAUCUAUCACCCAACAUGAUGGCAGAGGUCGACACAUUUACAGCCUUCCGAAGUACAUCUGUCCCGGUGUUAUUCAAAGCAUAUUGCCAGUCCCCAAGCUUGAUAAUAGUGUAAGUGAGUGGCGAGAUAAAGAGAUCGCCGACUUGCACGGUGUGGGACACAUCACCAACGACCAGGUGAACUACUGGUGGGACGUGAUCGGAGAGCCCCUGUCCCCAUACAAGAGCUACGAGCACUUUGCGAUUGGCAACUUCGACCCCGACGACGAAGAAUACCCCCAGCGAGUUGCCGUCCAGCCUUUUGCCCCUGGGUGGUACCACAGUCGGCGUAUUAGGGACAGUAACAAUGCCAUUAGCGGCAUCGGGCUCGGGUACACGAAUAAAAAGCCACGAGCCCAUCACAAUACCAAGUCCGUCGAGGCGGAGGAGUCCGGAGGAGUCAGGAAUUCUAGUGCUGAAGAACGAUCCACCAUGUUCGCCAACAUGUAUGUCGGGACCAAACCCGCCGACGAGCGCUGGAAAUCCAUCGAAGAGCGCGGCCUCGGCGCUUCCUCCAUCAACCGCGUCCACGUCUAUUAUCGACCCGGCGCUGGCCGCAUUGCGGGCCUCGAGUUCCUGUCCGACCCCAAUCCCACCGAUUUCAACGACGACACGAAACACGUGACGCCGGUGUUCGUCCACAAAUCGUGGGAUCCGGACGCGACGGUCGAGGGCAGCAUGGGAGCGAAACUGCCUGAUAAGAUGGAGAAGCAGGCAUUGUUCCCAGGAGACAAUGUCCUGGACGAGAACAUGGACAAGAAUUGGAUGUUUGCCGGGUUGAUGGGCGCGUUUGAGAGGGUUGGACCGCCGGGGAUGGGGCGGUUCAAGAACGGCAGGAUUUUGGUCAAGGUUGCAGUCGUGUGGAAGAAGAGACCGGGAGCUUCAUGA